AUGUGUGACAUGCUGCCUGUUCUUCUCCCAUUACCUGGGAGGAGGUGGCCUCAGCUGAAGAAGAGCAGCACUGCUGCCUGUCUACACGCAAUAGAUCUGACAGUCUGGGAGAAGGUGGAGUAUGAUGAUAUCAUGGGUGAAGAUCUGAUGGACAUGAAAGUUGACAGUGAAGUAAAAGAGACGUAUGUGAGGGAUGAUCAGCAAUAUAUGAAGGAGGCUGGAAUGACGAGUAAAUUCAAAGAGGAGGACAGUCCUACAGAGAUCAGCACAGGACACGCCAUCAAGAAACUCUCGAAGGAUCGUCUCACUUUAUCUCCAGGGUGUAAAAUGGAAGAUGAGGACAUCACAAGACAUUGUGCAGGAGAAAGGCCAAUGAGCUCAGUUAUGGAUGGAGGACUUCACAGUGUGGAGAGACCAUCAAAUCUCUCUGACUCUGAGCAACCUCGUACUGUGGGGGAUGGUGGUGGAAUUCAGGGGGAGGAGACAUUUUCCUGCCCUGAAUGUGGGGAAAGUUUUAGUUCUGAAUUAAUUCUUACUGCACAUCAGAGAUCUCACCCAGGUGAGGAGCUUCAUUCCUGUUCUGAGUGCGGGAAAUGUUUUCUUCAUAAAUCAGAACUCGUCAUACAUUGCAGAGCUCAUACGAGAGAGAAAGCAAAUUCCUGCUCUGAGUGCGGGAAAUGUUUUCCACGGAAACAACGCCUUGUUGAUCAUCAGAGAUGUCACACGGGGGAGAAGCCUUAUUGUUGCCCUGAAUGUGGGAAAUGUUUUAUACAGAAAUCUAAUCUUGUCAGACAUCAGAGAACUCACACAGGUCAAAAGCCAUAUCCCUGCCCUGAGUGUGGAAGAUGUUUUUCAAAUAAAGCACACCUUGUUAGCCAUCAUAGAUUGCACACAGGGGACAAGCCAUAUUGCUGCCCCGAGUGCGGGAUUUUUUUUUCACAGAGAUCAAACCUUGUUUCACAUCUGGUAUUGCACACGGGGGCGAAGCCAAAUUCAUGCCCUGAGUGCGGGAAAAGUUUUGCAAGGAAAUCAGACCUUGUUAAACAUCAGAGAUCUCACACAGGUGAGAAGCCAUAUUCUUGCCCUGAGUGCGGGAAAUGUUUUAUACAGAACUCAAAUCUUAAGGACGGCUCUGUUUUGGUUGUCCGCUUUAAAAAGGUAUGGCGGGAUGACUAUGGCACCGCUCUACAGAUUGAUUCCAUAAAUACCCUCGAAUUGGCCACCUAUGAGGCUGCAACCACUCUGGUGGAGUACACAGUCACUACUGAAGGAGGCUCACAACUCUUCGCUUUAUAUGCUCUCUGA
Molecule: messenger RNA, 1305 nt
Organism: Rana temporaria (common frog)
Lineage: Eukaryota; Metazoa; Chordata; Amphibia; Anura; Ranidae
Product: zinc finger protein 10-like
Exons: 4
Coding region: 1-1305 (434 amino acids)
Biological process (GO): regulation of transcription by RNA polymerase II
Molecular function (GO): RNA polymerase II cis-regulatory region sequence-specific DNA binding; DNA-binding transcription factor activity
Source: RefSeq, a predicted model, not a curated record